Molecule: messenger RNA, 1612 nt
Organism: Octodon degus (degu)
Lineage: Eukaryota; Metazoa; Chordata; Mammalia; Rodentia; Octodontidae
Gene: Dnase1l1
Product: deoxyribonuclease 1 like 1
Exons: 8
Coding region: 181-1101 (306 amino acids)
Biological process (GO): DNA catabolic process
Cellular component (GO): nucleus
Molecular function (GO): DNA nuclease activity
Source: RefSeq, a predicted model, not a curated record
CGAGGGCUGGUGUCCUGCCAGGCCCUGCUGGGUGGGUGAGGAGCCCAACUUUCUUGUUCUUCUGGCUCGAGCCUCCCGCCCAGGCGGGCGCAGCGAUCCUGUGGGGUGUCGAGAUCUGUUUAAGGAUAAGGCAGGCGUGGCGGCGGACGGGUGUGACAGGGCCCCGGCGCACGUGCAGCCAUGCACGGCCUCACCACUCUCCUACUCGUCUUCCUGGCCGGUCAGGCGGAGGCCUUCCGCAUCUGUGCCUUCAACGCCCACCGGCUGACGCUGGCCAAGGUGACCAAGGAGCAAGUAAAGAACACCUUAGUGCAGAUCGUGGCUCGCUGUGACAUCAUGGUGCUGCAGGAGGUGGUGGACACCUCCAACAAGACCAUCUCCUUCCUGCUGCAAGAACUCAAGCGCAAAUUCGACAGCUCUCGGUGCUACAGCUUCCUAAACAGCUCGCAGCUGGGGCGCAGCACAUACAAGGAAAAAUAUGUGUACAUCUACCGAUCGGACAAGACCCAAGUCCUGAAUUUCUACCAGUAUGAAGACAAGGAUGACCUGUUUGCCCGGGAACCCUUCGUGGCCCAGUUCACUUUGCCCAGCAAAAUCCUUUCUAGUGUGGUACUGGUCCCGCUGCACACCACCCCUAAGGACGUGGAGAACGAGCUGAAUGCCCUGCAUGCUGUGUUCCUGGAUGCCACCCGGCGCUGGCAGAGCAAGGAUGUCAUCCUACUGGGGGACUUCAAUGCUGACUGUGGCUCCCUGGCCAAGAAGCGCUUGAGCACGCUGCUGCUGCGCACUGAGGAGGGCUUCCGCUGGGCCAUUGCCGAUGGCGAGGACACCACGGUGCGGGCCAGCACCAACUGCACCUAUGACCGCAUCGUGCUGCACGGCGAGGCCUGCCGAGGGCUUGUGCGCACCGCCCUGGCCUUCAACUUCCCCCAGAGCUUCCAGCUCUCCGAGGAAGAGGCCCUUGACGUCAGCGACCACUACCCUGUGGAGGUGGAGCUGGACCAAGCACCGAAUAGCAUGCAGCCCCCCAGCCUGGCCACCCUGCUGCUCCUGUCACUGCUGCUGCCAAUCCUGGCCCCGCACUGGAGCCCGGUGGCCUAACUCAAACCCUGGCCUCUGCCCAUCCUACCUGGGGCCUACACAACUCAAGGGCUUGCACCUGACCCCCCUUUCCCCAUGUAGGUUCUGCUAAUGCAGCUUAGUCUGGGUGUUGGGCAAGAAUUGAGGCUGGACCUUGGCCAAGCCCUGAGUGGUGGGGUGACAAGGUGACAGGACUAAGGUUCUUGUCAUACGAGCUAGUGGACAGGCAAGCGCAAGGGCCCGAGCUCAAUCCCCAGUCCUGAAGAGAAAAAAAAACUAGUGGACAGGACUCGGGUAGGUCAAGCGGAUAGAAUGAGAAGGGACCCACCAAAAAACCACCUGACCCACAGGCCUGUGGCAAGUGCUCUGUGACUUAGCUGCAUGGUACUGAGUGUAGGAACAGUGCCAGGGAUAGUUACCAAGGUGACAGCAGGAAAACCUAAGUGACAGAAUUAGGGCCUUCAAUGGAAUGUAGUCAUAUGGUUUAUGGACUUCAAGCUUCAAGAUCAAAAAUAAAGCUAAUCCAAAACAU